Ziziphus jujuba (common jujube) is the source of this 883-nucleotide messenger RNA. Its product is annotated as probable glutathione S-transferase. The transcript is spliced from 2 exons. Gene Ontology annotation, cellular component: cytoplasm. Lineage: Eukaryota; Viridiplantae; Streptophyta; Magnoliopsida; Rosales; Rhamnaceae. Bases 43 to 717 code for a protein of 224 amino acids. Gene Ontology annotation, molecular function: glutathione transferase activity. The record is from RefSeq and is a predicted model, not a curated record. Gene Ontology annotation, biological process: glutathione metabolic process.
AAGUUUUGCACCAUUCUCUUAUCACACUUUUUCUCUCAAAAAAUGGCAAAUGUAAAAUUACAUGGAGCUUGGGCUAGUCCUUUUAGUUGUAGAGUGGUUUGGGCUCUGAAACUAAAAGGCAUACCAUAUGAAAACAUAGAAGAAGACAUUCCCAAUAACAAGAGCAAGUUGCUAUUACAAUACAAUCCAGUUCAUAAGAAGAUCCCAGUUCUCGUUCAUGGUGGAAAACCCGUUUGUGAGUCCAUGAUCAUCAUUGAAUACAUCGAUGAAACAUGGCCUCAAAAACCCUUUCUUCCUUCUGAUCCCUAUCAGAGAGCCCGUGCUCGGUUUUGGGUUAAAUUUGCAGACGAUAAGAGUUUUGUAGUUCGGACAUUACUCAUAAGUUCAGGAGAAGAACAAGAAAAGGCAAAAAACGAGAGCUUGGAAUUUCUGAGAACUAUAGAAGAGCAUGGUCUUGGAAACAAAAAGUUUUUUGGAGGAGAAGAAAUUGGAAUAGUGGAUAUUGCUUUUGGUUGGAUGUCUCUGUGGCUUGGAGUUUUUGAAGAAAUAGUAGGUGUGAAAUUGCUUGAAGCUCAUAUAUUUCCUCGUUUAUAUGCAUGGACCAAAAACUUCAAAGAAGUCCCUGUGAUCAAACAGAACCUUCCUGAUCGCCAUGAAUUGUUGUUGCUUUUCAAGGGUGUGAGGGAAAAGUCAUUAGGAUCUUCUUCUUCAUCGUGAAUAGAUUAAUAGCUGGUUAAUUUUCUGUGUUCCUUUUUUUUAGUGAUGGGUUGUCUAUGUUUUAAUAUAUUAUUUCUAAUUGGAUUAUCAUGCCAUGAAAUUUUCUAUCACACAUCAUAUGUAAUAAAAAAAAUUAUAAACGUUUAAAAAAGUGAUUUAGUGAAAA